Messenger RNA from Microthlaspi erraticum, 1344 nucleotides. NCBI's taxonomy places the organism in Eukaryota, Viridiplantae, Streptophyta, Magnoliopsida, Brassicales, Brassicaceae. The record is from the annotation of a GenBank genome assembly.
AUGGGUUCAAAGUUUCAUGCUUUUAUGUUCCCAUGGUUUGCUUUUGGUCACAUGACUGCAUUCAUGCAUCUUGCUAACAAACUAGCUGAGAAAGGGCACAAAAUCACUUUCUUGUUGCCUAAGAAAGCUUUGAAGCAACUCGAACCUCUUAAUCUGUUUCCAAAUCGCAUCUUCUUUCACACUAUUACCAUCCCUUCUGUGGAUGGCCUCCCUCCUGGCGCCGAGACAACCGCGGAUAUACCAAUCACGUUAGGGAGUUUCCUCGCCUCGGCUAUGGAUCGCACACGUGAUCAGGUAGAAAAAGCGGUUAUUAUCGGUAAGCCGGAUCUGAUUUUCUUCGAUUUUUCUCCCUGGAUUCCAGAAAUAGCUAGAGAGUAUGGAGCCAAGAGUGUGCAUUACGCAACGGUUUCCGCAGCAUGUGUGGCUAUCUCAUUUGUCCCUGGUCGUAGUCCAGAUGAGUUAGCUCUUCCUCCACCGGGAUAUCCUUCGUCAAAGGUGUUGCUUCGCGGACAAGAAACCAACUCCUUGUCGUUCCUCUCCUAUCCGUUUGGGGAUGGAACUACGUUUUACGAACGGAUCAUGACAGGGCUUGCAAACUGCGAUGUCAUUUCGAUAAGGACUUGCCAAGAAAUGGAAGGAAAAUUCUGCGACUUCGUCGAAAGCAAAUUUAAACGAAAAGCUCUCUUGACUGGUCCAAUGCUUCCUGAGCCGGACAAAGGUUUACCACUAGAGGAUCAAUGGGCUCACUGGUUAAGCCAGUUCGAACCAAGAUCAGUAGUAUACUGUGCAUUGGGCAGCCAAAUCGUUCUUGAAAAGGAACAAUUCCAAGAGCUAUGUUUAGGAAUGGAGCUGACAGGUUUACCAUUUCUUGUAGCUGUAAAGCCACCAAAAGGCUCAUCGACAAUUCAAGAAGCCUUACCAGAAGGGUUUGAAGAGCGUGUUAAGGGACGCGGAGUGGUUUGGGGAGGAUGGGUGCAACAGCCAUUGAUAUUGGCUCAUCCAUCAACAGGCUGCUUUGUGAGCCAUUGCGGGUUCGGGUCAAUGUGGGAGUCUUUAGUGAAUGACUGUCAGAUAGUGUUUGUUCCACAUUUGGGUGAACAGAUACUUAACACUAGACUGAUGAGCGAUGAACUAGAGAUCUCGGUGGAGGUGAAAAGAGAGGAAACAGGAUGGUUUUCGAAGGAAAGCUUGAGCGGUGCGAUAAGGUCUGUGAUGGAUAAAGACAGCGAGCUAGGGAACCUGGUGAGGAGGAACCAUGCCAAAUGGAAGGAGUCGCUGGUUAGAACUGGACUACUGAGUGGUUAUGCUGAUAGGUACGUAGAAGCAUUAGAGACUCUUGUCUAG